This is a messenger RNA of Ornithorhynchus anatinus (platypus), 569 nucleotides long. It is a transcript of the gene POLR1D, whose product is annotated as DNA-directed RNA polymerases I and III subunit RPAC2-like. The coding region runs from base 139 to 456 and encodes 105 amino acids. The transcript is spliced from 5 exons. Gene Ontology annotation, molecular function: DNA binding; protein dimerization activity; DNA-directed RNA polymerase activity. NCBI's taxonomy places the organism in Eukaryota, Metazoa, Chordata, Mammalia, Monotremata, Ornithorhynchidae. The record is from RefSeq and is a predicted model, not a curated record. Gene Ontology annotation, cellular component: RNA polymerase I complex; RNA polymerase III complex. Gene Ontology annotation, biological process: DNA-templated transcription.
CCACCAUGAAAUCCAAGUUGGAAAAAAAUACCUAUUAUUUGACUUCACCUGAGCUCGGCGUGUAUCGCGGAACCAAACUGGCCAGUCACUGAAUCCGUCUUGUGGAAGUCACCCCAGCUCAGCAGCCUCACCAGUUAAAUGCCUUUCAGGGUCCAGGCAGCCGGAACAGAUGGAAACUGUGUCACGUUUGUGUUGCACGAUGAAGACCACACGCUGGGAAACUCUCUCCGUUACAUGGUCAUGAAGAACCCGGAAGUGGAAUUCUGUGGUUACAGUAUCACCCACCCGUCAGAAAGCAAAAUCAAUUUCCGUAUCCAGACCAGAGGGGGGCUUCCGGCAGUUGAGCCAUUCCGACAAGGUCUGAACGAACUCACGGAUGUCUGCCAGCACGUGCUCAACAAGUUUGAGGCAAGCGUAAAAGAAUAUAAGAAUCAGAUGGAAGUAGAAAUGGAUUAGCCACCUCGGUUGCACCGGCAGAGGCGUUCGUGUACAUAAAUAUUUGUGCUUGAUGCUAGUACCUUAGUUCUAUUUUUUUACAUUCUAUAAUAAAGCCUAUCCCACCCAGUGAA